Neofelis nebulosa (Clouded leopard) is the source of this 1252-nucleotide messenger RNA. RefSeq lists its product as uncharacterized. NCBI's taxonomy places the organism in Eukaryota, Metazoa, Chordata, Mammalia, Carnivora, Felidae. Bases 1 to 837 code for a protein of 278 amino acids. The transcript is spliced from 4 exons. The record is from RefSeq and is a predicted model, not a curated record.
AUGCAGCCACAGCCGGGUCCUCCCCCAAGAUGUGGCCACAAGGCCUGGGCCGCUGGGGAUGGACGCUCCCAGGAAGAGCUGAAAUCCCGACGGGCAGGCCCCGAGGGGCCCCAUCUGUGCUGGCUGUUGGCCCGCACCUUUGCCGAGUGCUCCCCACGCCCUGGCUGGGGCCCCCCACACCUUGGGCAGGGGUGGGCACACAGGCCCCCGUCGGCACGCGCGGGGAGCUUCCGCUGUGCGAGGGCACCAGCAGCCGAGGGCGCGGGGUGCCUGGACCAGCUCCCCACCACCUCCUCCCCCAGCUUCCUCCGAGUUCGAGCGACGGAUGCGCGGAUCAAGCGCCAGGGGGCACCGCUGGGCUGCACGUGGGCGCCAUCGUCUGGACCCGUCCGAUACCCGUCUCGGUAUCGGAGACUGACCCUGGGCCCUGCCGCGACACCACCCCGCAAAGAUACCAACCGGCCGCUCGGCGGCCCUUGUCCCGUGGAACCGUUUCUGGGCUGGGAAGGCCGGCUCUCCACCUGGGGCCUGGCGUGCGCUCCGGGCGCGGGCUUGCUCUUCCUGCUUUUCCAGCACCGCACCCGGGAUCCCCGAGCGACGGGCCCCUAUAGAUGCGGCGCAGACACGGCGUUUUGUGAAUGCGGAGCCGCUCCUCUGCCCGUGGUCUCCUCCCAGAGCCAGUCACAGACGUUCUGGUGCCCAGAGGACGCGUGUCACCGAGGUCACGCUAGGAAGAGCCCUCAUGAGUUCCAGACGGUCCUGCCUGGUCGCUCUCGCCGGACUGUGCUGGGAGACCCCCAGGCGCGAAAGGCUAACUCUGGCGGCAGCCGAGCCUGAGGAGUCUGGUGUCUGGGAUGCCAGGGACUGGGACACGCCCGCGUGUGCACCUGCUGUGCUCGAGUGCCCGGCUGUAGCUGUGAACGGGGCACGAGGCCCCGCGACACCAAGGGAGCAGGCGGGGGAAACGGCUUCUGCACGAAGCCACCUCAGCGAAGGGAGCAAACCAACAAAAUCCACCCGCCCGCACACGGAUGUCACAAGCAGGCUCGUCGUCGGUCAUUACCUGGACUGAGAGAAAGUUUGAAAGCCCUGCCCGAGAAGAAGCAUUUUCAGAAUGAUGCUCCUCCACAAAAGCAAGGGGUGCACUCACAAAAAUCAUCAACAUCAGCUUUUUAAAGUUCUAGAAAUUCCCCCUAAGGCCUCGACAAUUGGAAGCGUGUUUGUUCAUAAAGCGGUUGAAUCCGGAUGAGAA